CCUUCAUUUCUUCCCCCCCCCCCCCCUUUCGCCCGUGGCCUUCUCCCCUGCUCCGGAAGCGACGACUGGGGGAACUGCCACGGGUGCCGCGCCGCCCUUCGCCGGACGUCGGGCUCUGUGCCAGCCACGACCAGCCUUGGGAACGGCAGGUACGGCGGCUGAAGGGGAGGUCGACGCCUGGCUCCGAGCUUCUUCCUUCAUCCUUUCGUAUUUGGUUUCCUUUUCUCCCUGAUCUCGUAGAUGCAAUGAUUGAGAACCUGUGAUCCAAAACAACGUUUGUGGAUCAGUUGAGCAGUCUCUCAAUUGCAAGUUCGAGCAGAGCUUUAAGAAGUUUGAUGAUUGGUAUAUUCUCAAUACUACAUUAAAGUGCCAGAUGCCCAAAAUAAAGAACCUCUCUAAUGCUUGUAAAGUAUCAUUUUCUCCAAAUGGGCCCAUAUCUGAAGAGGCACUUGAGAGAGUUCGUGCACUAUUAGAUGAGAUAAGACCUUUAGAUGUUGGUCUAGAUAAUGAAGCACAAAUUGCAUGCAAUUGGAAUAGUUCUACACGUCAACCAAACGGGAGACAAGGACGUAAUGGGGCUAACCAGUUCGCCUCUCCGAUCAAAUAUUUGCAUAUCCAUGAAUGCGAAAGUUUCUCUAUGGGUAUAUUUUGUAUUCCUCCGUGUUCAGUUAUUCCACUUCACAACCAUCCUGGAAUGACUGUACUGAGCAAGCUUCUUUAUGGAAAACUGCACUCUGAAUCCUAUGAUUUGAUUGAUAUAGCUGAUCCAUUUGACCAAUUCCAAGCGAGACCAGCAAAGCUUGUCAGAGAUUGUGAAAUGUCGGCACCAGAGACAACCAUUCUUUACCCCAACAGGGGUGGUAACAUCCACACUUUCAGAGCCAUCACACCAUGUGCUCUCUUCGACGUCCUUUCUCCACCAUAUUCUGCUGAGGAGGGGCGACACUGUUCAUACUUCCGGAAGUCUCCAGUGAAGGAACCACAUGUUGUUUUGCCCAGUGAAAUAGAUAGCUCAGAAGUAGUCUGGUUGGAGGAGUUGGAAGACCAUCAGCCCCCUGAGGAUUUUGUUGUUGCGAGAGGUCUUUAUAAAGGCCCUGUAAUAAGGAGAUAAUUUGGUUUGGAGCACGUAGUCCACGAACCACAAAUCAGCUGAAAUAGGAUGAAGGAUUCCAGUAUUUAUUGCAUGUGAUUUAGAAGAGCAAGCAUCACAGGGUCACUGGGCAGCUCGUGGUUUACUUAGUACAUGUCAAAUUGAGCUGUGAUCACCUGACAUCGAUUUUACAGAGCAGGAAUGAACGUUUAUGGUUUGGUCACCAUUUUAAUUCUAUGUGCCCACUGCUGGAGCAUCUCUGACGUACAUCAGAUGAAGACCCUGGCGUACAUACUUCUGAGCAUAGUCUGUCAUACCACUUGUCAUGCUGUAGUAGGUAGGUCAAAUGGAACAAGCUUUACACCUAAUGGUGAUUUCGGAAAGAA
Messenger RNA from Phragmites australis (common reed), 1476 nucleotides. RefSeq names its product plant cysteine oxidase 5-like. NCBI's taxonomy places the organism in Eukaryota, Viridiplantae, Streptophyta, Magnoliopsida, Poales, Poaceae. Bases 374 to 1111 code for a protein of 245 amino acids. Gene Ontology annotation, molecular function: oxidoreductase activity, acting on single donors with incorporation of molecular oxygen, incorporation of two atoms of oxygen. The record is from RefSeq and is a predicted model, not a curated record. The transcript has 8 exons.